AUGAAAAGCGUCAACAAAGGCCCUGUUGACCGCCUUAUGGUGUUCCAUAAUCAAAUACGUUAUCCAUCAACAAGUACUAACAGAAUGGCAACUACAUCGUCACAAUCAAAUCCACCGAUGUCAGUUCAUUAUUCAAGGAUGAACGUUCCGAAUUCUUGUCAGAAUUAUGCUGUCAACAAUCAACAAGUCUCGCCUAGUACUUCACAACAAUCAUCAAACUUUGUUACUUACAACAUUGACGUGAAAAAUUGUCAGCAAGCAAAACCAAAUCACAAUUAUAACUAUAACAAUGGCUACAACAAUCAUCCUUCGUCUUUGUCGCCACCUUCGGUCAGUUCUGAUCAUACAUCCAACGGUUCACCACAGAAUGAAUCAUCACAAUAUGAUUACAUCCCAAAUGGAUUAAUGCACAAUGGAUCACCGAACUACAGUUACAACCACCACGGUCCAAUGUGCAUCCCAACAAUGCGUUUACAUUCCAAAUGGAUAUGGUUAUACAAAUCAAUCACCACAAGGCUUUACUACUCCUAA
Molecule: messenger RNA, 531 nt
Organism: Clunio marinus
Lineage: Eukaryota; Metazoa; Arthropoda; Insecta; Diptera; Chironomidae
Source: the annotation of a GenBank genome assembly